AUGGGGAAGUAUAGGAAGAGGUUUAAUGAAAAGGCUCGGUCAGGGAUGUUGGCCAAACAAGCAGCUUUGAAAAAGGCUAGAAAUAAAGCAUAUUUCAGACAAUUAGAUGACGGAACUGAACCUGAAGAACCUCAACAAGUUGCAAUUGAAACCGAUCCAAAUGCAGAGAUAUUAAAACCUUUAACUGAAGCUGAAAAGGCCGAAAGGAAACGUAAACUUCAAGAAGAAUUAUAUUCUAUGAACGAAAAAGAAUCGAAAUUAUCGAGAUCUAAAAGGAAGAGAUUAGAUAAAUAUAUUGAACAUCAACUUAAAAGAGAAGAAAAGAAAGCAUUAUUUGAAAAGUUGUCCAAGACUAAGAUAGACACAGGACUACUCGCAUCAUCAAAGAAUCUUGGAAAGGGGAAACAAACGAGGAAAGAAGAAAUUCUUGAAGCAUUAGAACUUGAAAAUCAAGGAAGAGGUGAUGAUAGAACCAAAGAGAUUUUAUAUGAAGAACGAGAAGUCAAAGAUUGGGAUGAAGAUAAUGCAAUUGUAUUUCAUGAAGAUGAACCAGAACAACCAGAACAAUCAGAACAAGCUUCCAAGUUCCCCAGUUCUGAAGAUGAUAGUGAUGAUAGUGGUGAUAGUGAAUCAGACUUUGAAACUCCAAGUUCUGGAUUUGUAGAUAAUAGACCUGCCAAAUUUGGUGGCAGUGGUUCAGGAUUCGGAUUUUCUAACAUUAAGACAGUAGAAAAGAAACCUUCUGUGAAAAAGUAUAGUUGGAGAUCAAAAAUAGAGAAUGAUGAAGCGAAGAAGAGGAAACAAGAAGAUGAGCUUGAUUUUGAAUCCAGUGACGAUGAAGAUGAGGAUGAUGAAGACGAUGAUGAAGAGAAUGAAGAUCAAGACGAUGAUCAAGACGAUGAUCAAGAUGAAAACGAAGUUGAAGGUUCUGAUAAUGAAGGAUCUGAAGAAGACGAAGAAGAUGAAGAAGGUUCAGAAGAAGACUCUGAAGAAGAGUCAGAAGAAUCAGAAGAAGACUCUGAUGAUGACCUUCCAAAACUUUUAUCCAUGAAACCUAAACAUUCAAGCACAGCUGAAGCCUUCAAAGAAUGGGCCGAUCAACAAGUACGAGAAAUCGAAGGUAGGACAGAAAUGGUACUCCCGGAACUCUCUGAGGAACUCAAGCAACAAUACUCCAAAAGACAUGAUAGAGAUGAAGAUAUGGAUCACUCAAGUGAUGAUGAAAACUAUAUAAAAAUCAAUAAAGAUAGUCAACGUAAAGCAUUCUUUGUUGAAGUCAACAGACCAGAUGAAAUUCAAAAACUGAGAAUCGAAUUACCAGUAUUCAGUCAAGAACAUUUGAUCAUGGAAGCUGUGUACCAUCAUGAUUGUAUCAUAGUAUGUGGGGAAACAGGUUCAGGUAAAACCACCCAAGUUCCUCAAUUCCUAUACGAAGCUGGGUUUGGAAGUUUAGAUUCUCCUGAAUAUCCUGGAAUGAUAGGUGUUACUCAACCAAGAAGAGUUGCAGCAGUCUCCAUGGCUCAGAGAGUUAAAAAUGAAUUGGGUGAUCAUGGUUAUAGAGUAGGUCACCAAAUUAGAUUCGAUUCUACCAUCAAAAACGAAGGUACUAAAGAUGGGACUGCUCUUAAAUUCAUGACAGAUGGGGUUUUGUUAAGAGAAAUGAUGAGUGAUUUCUUAUUAACCAAGUAUUCAUCUAUUAUAAUCGAUGAGGCCCAUGAAAGAAACGUAAACACUGAUAUUUUGAUAGGUAUGCUUAGUAGAGUAUUGAAAUUAAGAAGAUCUAAAUAUCAAAAGGAUCCCCAAAAUUAUAAACCUUUAAAGUUGAUCAUUAUGUCAGCAACUUUAAGAGUAUCUGAUUUUGCAGAGAACAAGACGUUGUUCAAAAGUCCUCCCCCAAUUGUCAAAGUAAGUGCCAGACAAUAUCCUGUUAGUACUCAUUUUAGUCGUCAUACUAAUUAUGAUUAUCAAGAAGAAGCUUUCAAGAAAGUUUGCAAGAUUCAUCAGAGAUUGCCACCAGGAGGAAUCUUAAUCUUCUUGACUGGGCAGAAUGAGAUUACCAAUAUGGUGAAGAGAUUAAAAGCUGAAUUCCCAUUCCCAAAGAAACAAUCCAGAUUCAACAAAGAAGAAGAAGAUGUUAAAGUGUUAAUUGAUUCCAAGAAUGCUGACGUUGAAGCUGAAGAUAUUGAUUUGGGUAUUAAACAAAGAUUAGACGGUGAAGAAGAUGAUUAUGAUUCUGAAAGUGAUGAAGAAGGUUUUGAAGAAACUUUAGAAGACCAUCAAACCCCUAACGAUCCAUUACAUGUCCUUCCAUUAUAUUCCUUGUUACCUACUGAGAAACAAAUGAAGGUAUUUGAAGAACCUCCUAAAGGUAGCAGAAUGUGUAUUGUAGCUACCAAUGUUGCUGAAACUUCAUUAACCAUUCCUGGGAUCAGAUACGUUGUUGAUUGUGGUAGAUCAAAGGAAAGAAAAUAUAACAAAGAAACGGCAAUCCAAUCAUUUGAAAUUGAUUGGAUAUCUAAAGCAUCAGCAGAUCAAAGAGCUGGUAGAGCUGGGAGAACAGGAGCUGGUCAUUGUUAUAGAUUAUUUUCUUCAGCAAUUUAUGAAGAUCAUUUCAAUCAAUUCACCGAUCCUGAAAUCAUGAGAAUGCCGGUGGAAAGUACAGUGUUAUCCAUGAAAAGUAUGGGUAUCGACCAAGUUGUAAAUUUCCCCUUCCCAACUCCCCCAGAUCGUUUAGCCUUGUCCACAGCUGAAAAGAUUUUAUCAGUGUUGGGAGCUUUAAAUAAAGAUAAAGCCAUUACUACUUUGGGUAAAGCCAUGUCACAUUUCCCAUUAUCUCCUAGAUUUGCUAAGAUUUUAAUCAUUGGGAAUCAAGGUGGUUGUUUACCAUAUAUCAUCGCUUUGGUAUCAGCCUUAACCGUGGGUGAUCCUUUCAUUUCUGAACAAGAAGUCAUACAAGGAGAAGCCUUUGAAAGUAAUGAUGAUGAAAACAAAAAGGCAACUAUCACCAAUUUCAGGAAAUCCCGUUCUUUAUUUGGAAAGUUGAGUAAUACUAGUGACGCUUUGUGUCUUUUAUCGGUAGUUUGUGCAUUUGAUCAUGUUCCUAAGGAUAAACAAGAUGAAUUCCUCAACAACAAUUUCUUGAGACCAAGAAUCAUGAAAGAAAUAAGCAUGUUGAGACAACAAAUUACUUAUAUUGUCAAAAUCAAUACCAAGCUGGAAAGUAUUGCUUCUGUUUUACAAGAUUCUCAAUUGAAAUUAGGAGUUCCUAACAAAAAGCAAGUCCAAAGCUUAAAACAAAUCAUUGCUUCAGGAUUCAUUGAUCAAAUAGCUAUAAGGACUGAUCUUGUUUCUAGUGAUGUUAACACCCCUAAAAAUCCAAAUAUAGUCAGCAUACCUUAUACUACAUUGACAGCCACCACACAAAUUGAUGAUCAAACUGAUAACCAUGUUUAUAUUCACCCUAGUUCCACAUUAUCAACUAUUGGGGAAUUACCUCCAGAUAUGUUAGUUUAUCAAUUACUUAAUAUGAGUUCUAAUAGAACUGAGGGAGUUUUGACCAAAACCAGAAUGAAACCUUUGGUUGACAUUUCCGGUAAGCAAUUAGCCAAUAUUUCGAAAGGCUCACCAUUACUUACCUAUUCCAAACCUUUAGGUAAUAAAUAUGCACCCAAGAAUCUUAGUCCAACUAAAAGAGAAUGUUAUGUUAUUCCCCGUUUUGGAGCUGCUAUUGGUUCUGGGGGUGUUGGUUGGGAUCUUCCAGUCAUCAAAGUCAUACAAAAUAAGAUUAAUGGUCAAUGGGUAACUGAAUAG
This is a messenger RNA of Yamadazyma jaroonii, 3810 nucleotides long. The record is from the annotation of a GenBank genome assembly. NCBI's taxonomy places the organism in Eukaryota, Fungi, Ascomycota, Pichiomycetes, Serinales, Debaryomycetaceae.